Molecule: messenger RNA, 4300 nt
Organism: Peromyscus eremicus (cactus mouse)
Lineage: Eukaryota; Metazoa; Chordata; Mammalia; Rodentia; Cricetidae
Gene: Ajm1
Product: apical junction component 1 homolog
Exons: 2
Coding region: 728-3661 (977 amino acids)
Biological process (GO): cell-cell junction organization
Cellular component (GO): apical junction complex; plasma membrane
Source: RefSeq, a predicted model, not a curated record
AUGGGGCAGGGAAUGCUCAUCUGCUUCUACCUGGGUCCAACCACAGACGUGCAUUCUGGAAACUCCCCAAACCCAGAUUCUCUGCCACCAAGCCAAGAUUUUGGGUUCCUUGCAAAGCCCUGCCUGGAAUCCUGCUGGCAGGCUUUUCUUGGUGCAAGGAACCCCUGUUCAGACCCAAAGACUUGUACUUUGUGUAUGCUAUUCGUGACCCUUCACUUUACACGGCCCAAAUGAGAGCUAGGGCAACCAAUCGUAUCUGGACCCCCACUAUACACCUCCCUUCCAGCGCGGCCCCUUUAAGUGCCACCCUACUAAUCGCCGCUGGGGGCAGCACUGAGCAGCCAGGCCAGGAUCAGAGCUGCUGCCUCCAACCUUCUGCCGGUACCGGCUAUAUAGCGGGGCCAGGUACACACCGGAACCGACUUGGGUUAUGCAGUCUACCUGGGCUCAGCUCGUGGAGAAAUAACCAGGCUGCAUGGACUGUGAGGUUUCUCCUGCAGGUACUUCUAACACAGAUAUGGAUCCAGCACCAGAAGCCCUGACCAAGACCUGCAGCCAGGGCUGCUCCAUCCCCUAUGCCCCAGGUAAGCCGGACCAGUACGUGGGGUGGGGUGGAGGUAAAGGGCUUGGGGUGCAGAGGAGGCUGCCCUGACCGGUAUCUCCUCCCAGGGCAAAAUCCCCGAAAGGCCGAGUGACUGGAGCUGCCAGCCUGGGGACGUCUUUUAAGAUGACCCGCACGGACCCGCCGGACUUGCUGGUGUCGACCGUGUACCAGGACAUCAAAGUGGUGGCCCCAGGGCUUACGUCCAAACGCCAGCCAUGUGAGCGAUCCGUGACCCGGCCAGCUGCGCCCGCGCCUUUCAACAAGCGCCACUGCCGUAGUUUCGACUUCUUAGAGGCACUGGACGAGCCCACCAUGGAGACGCACCCAGAGCCGCCACCUCCGGAGCCCGCACCACCGCGUGCCCGGCCCCGAGACAGCGAGUCUCGGCGCCGCACCCGUUCCAAGAGCGCACCCCGUGCGCCCCAUGGCCUGGCGCCUGCUCCAGCUUCACCGCCGGUACUGCAGCGCAGAGGCCGGGAGGCCCAGCGCUCGGUGAGGUUGGAGGGGUCCCCGCACCGGGAGCCCUCGUACCCUGCGCUGCGGGCUCUUGCCAAUGAGCUGCACCCCAUUAAGCUCCAGCCACAACGGGGCGGCCCCGGACGCAUCGCGCCUCUGUGCGCCACCCCAGGCCGUUGUGCGCCGCCGUCCGAACCACCCACAGGACCUGUCCCCCACGUCCGCUGCCGUUUGGACAUCAAGCCGGACGAGGCAGUGCUGCAGCACGCCGCCCGAAGCUCGCGAGCUUGCGCGCCCAGCGAGGGGACGCCCUGGGCUCGCACUGCUCCUCCACAAUUCCAUGGCCUCACAGUUCCAGGGCCCCGGCAUGUGGCCCUGUCACGUACUCCCACCCCUAGUGACUUAUACUGUACCGACCCCAGAGCAGUGUACUGCGACGGGCCGCUGCCUGGGCCCCGUGACUACUUGGAGCACCGCAGUCAAGCCUUCACAACGCCCCCAGGUCCCACCCAAUUUUUCUACACCGAGGAACCUGAGGGCUACGCAGGCAGUUUUACCGCAAGCCCAGGCCUCCCCUUUGAUGGCUACUGCUCCAGGCCCUACUUGACCGAAGAACCCCCCAGACCCAGUCCAAGGCGUGUGGGCGGCUACUAUGCUGGGGAAGUACGCACCUUUCCGAUCCAGGAGCCCCCCUCCCGCUCCUACUACGGGGAGACACCUCGAGCCUACGGCAUGCCUUUCGUCCCCCGGUAUGUCCCAGAAGAGCCCCGGGCACACCCCAGUGCCCGCACCUUCUACACAGAGGACUAUGGGAGGUUCCGUGAACGCGACGCAAUGGCUCGGACUUACCCGCAUCCGCGCAGCAGCCCAGCCUGGGCUGAUUGGGGUCCGAGGCCUUACCGCACCCUUCAGGUGGUGCCUCCUCCCGCCCCUGGACCACUGUUGGCCUCGUGGCAUGGUGGCACCGGCACAAGCCCGCCUCGGCUGGUGACAGAUAGCCGCCACUACUCUCGAUCCUGGGACAACAUCCUGGCUCCUGGUCCUCGCCGUGAAGACCCUUUAGGACGCGGCCGCAGCUAUGAGAACCUGCUGGGACGCGAGGUUCGGGAUACACGGGGUUCAUCCCCUGAAGGCCGGCGUCCACCAGUCGUCGUGAACCUGUCCACCUCACCCAGACGCUAUGCAGCACUGUCGCUGUCCGAGACGUCACUCACAGAAAAGGGCCGUGGUGGAGAAAGCCUGGGCCGCAACUGGUACAUCACGCCAGAGAUCACCAUCACCGACAACGACCUGCGCUCAGUAGAGCGCCCGACUGCUAGGGGCUGGGAAUUGCCUGGAGGCCGACCGCGGCAGCCCGCACCCACGGUCCCCGAGGGACCUGCUUCCAGCCGCCAGCGCAGCCUCGAGCAGCUGGACGAGCUCAUCACCGACCUGGUCAUCGACUCACGGCCACCGGGCCAGGCACCGGAGCCUGCCGCCGAAGGUUUAGGUCGCCAACUGCGCCGCCUGCUGGACUCACGGCCUGUGGGCCCUGGAGGAGCAAAGGCGCUGGCGCCGUCGCGCUCGCCCCCAGCCUCGGCUGGCAGCAAUGAAUUGGAGCCCACCGGCUCCGGGGAGGCAGCCGACGCUUCCCCGGAGCCCAGCGCAGACGAGGACGACUUGAUGACCUGCUCCAACGCGCGCUGUCGGCGGACGGAGACCAUGUUCAAUGCCUGCCUCUACUUCAAGUCAUGCCACAGCUGCUAUACCUACUACUGCUCGCGUCUGUGCCGCCGAGAGGACUGGGAUGCGCACAAAGCGCGUUGCGUGUAUGGCCGCGUGGGCAGCGUGUGCCGCCACGUGCUGCAGUUCUGCCGCGACAGCAGCCCAGUGCAUCGCGCCUUCUCGCGCAUAGCGCGCGUCGGAUUCCUGUCGCGCGGCCGGGGCGUGCUGUUCUUGGGCUUCCCAAGCCCGGGCUCUGCCGACAACUUCCUACGCUUCGGCCUGGAAGGGCUACUGCUAUCGCCCACCUACCUAUCACUGCGUGAGCUGGCUACACAUGCGGCGCCCCUGGGUAGCUAUGCACGAGAGCUGGCGGCUGCCGGGAGGCUCUAUGAGCCCGCGGAGUGCUUCCUGCUUAGUGUGUCGGUGGCCGUAGGCCCCGGCGCUGCACCUUCCGGAACCGCUGCCCGGCCAGCACCGCGCAGCCCUGGGCCCACCGUGCGCAAGUUCGCCAAGGUGGCCCUGGCCGCCGGCAGCCCGACGCGGCCUCCUCCUGCGCGUGGUGGAGAGCCAGACAUGGAAACGCUGAUCCUAACGCCACCUCCAGGCACUGCGGGCCUGGACCAGGAGGGUGAGGCCGGCCGGCGCGCACGUGAAGUGGCCUUCAUCCACAUCCAGCGUGAACUGCGACUGCGCGGCGUCUUCCUCCGCCAUGAGUUCCCACGGGUCUACGAGCAGCUCUGCGAGUUCGUAGAGGCUAACAGGCGCUUCACGCCCACCACCAUCUAUCCCACGGAUCGGCGCACUGGCCGCCCCUUCAUGUGCAUGAUCAUGGCUGCUUCCGAGCCACGAGCACUCGACUGGGUAGCCAGUGCCAAUCUGCUAGACGACAUCAUGUGAGCUAGACGACAUCAUGGGACUGUUAGGCCCAGGCCCUGACCAGAGCCCUGCCUGAUCCAUCAAGACCCCAGAAUCUGAACCACCUGGCUCAGCGCCCCGCCAAGUCCCCCGGAGCCUCCCUUAGUCUUCUACAAAUUCUCUGCCCUGAGAGCCCCGCCCACUCCAAACCUCUAACUUUGCCUAGGAGCCCACCCCCGCCCCACCCCCGCCGUCCUGUUUCCCAUCAGCUGCUUCUUUUCCUUCCUAUUCUCAGCGAGACCACCCAGAUCCCACAUCCUGGGCUCUCCCCCAGUCAGCCAGGGAGAGGGGGCUCCCCAAGAGCCCGGUCCUCGCCCUCGGUGCUCCCCGCUGGGAGGUGGGGUGGGCCUGAGGACCGCUGGGCUCUGCCUUCUAGUGGAAGGUUACUACUACAUACAUCCCAUGGGGACAAACUUGAUACACAUCGUGGGUGCUUGCUAUAGCUCCCGAACCCUAGAUUCAUCCCCUUUCCUCCUAGUCCAGAAGUUCAUGUUGACCAAAGCCUAAUGUAAUGUAAGCACUCCCCUAACUUUUCUCCUGUGUCUGGGGGGUGUCAGGCUCAGAGGCCUAGUCCUUGUGCAUCCCUAUGCUGUUGAGGCAAUGGGCAGGGCCGCACACACA